CUUAAAAGUUGUGUAAAAAAAAGAAAGAAAUUAGUAACGAGUAUAUGAAGCUUCUUGGUCGAUGGAUAAGUUAUGAAAGACAGUGCCCUAACUCCGACAGAGGCUACGAUUUGCUGAAAAGAUCAUAAACAACAACAACAAUAACGAACGAGCUCACAACGACGAUAACAGUAGGACAACAGGUGAACUGAGUUUUUAAUACCUACUUCGCUGCUAAUUAUCGUUCUUUUGAGUUGCAAGAAAGGGGCGUUUAGUAGAUAUGAGUUGGUCCUGUAGUAACUAUCUUUGCUUGUCGAGCUCAACCUCUAGCUCUGUCGUCACUUCCACCGAACUUACCAGGUUUUCCAGAUGCAAGCUGUCUUGUGAGUAUGAAGAACAAAGAAGGAAACAUCAUGACCUAAAGAGACCAGUAAACAUUUUUGCUUACAACGGCUUGAAAUCUCCAUCUUAUAAACUCGACAAACUCCCAAAAAGGAAAGAUCAUGUCUUAAAGAAGCCAAAAAACAUAUCUGCUUACUACAGCUUGAAACCUCCAUCUUAUAAAUUGGAUGCUCUAGAGCCAUAUAUGAGCAAGAGGACCCUUGAGGUGCAUUGGGGAAAGCAUCACCGUGGUUAUGUGGAGAUUUUGAACAAGUAUCUAUCCAAGAACGAUGUAUUGUAUGGAUACACAAUGGACGAAUUGAUCAGAGUGACAUAUAACAGUGGAAAUCCAUUGCCAGAAUUCAAUGUUGCUGCUCAGGUCUGGAAUCAUGAUUUCUUCUGGGAAUCCAUGCAACCAGGAGGUGGAAACUUACCAAUAUUGGGUCUAAUGGAGCAGAUUGAAAAGGAUUUUGGUUCCUUUGCAGAGUUCAGACAAGAGUUUAUAGAAAGUGCCCUGACAUUAUUUGGGUCUGGAUGGGUUUGGCUUGUUUUAAAGAGGAAUGAGCAACGACUUGCAAUAGCUACAACAACAAAUGCUGUAACCCCUCUUGUGUGGGAUGAUAUUCCUCUACUUAGUUUGGAUAUGUGGGAGCAUGCUUAUUAUCUGGAUUACAAGAAUGACAGAGCCCGGUAUGCUAAUGUCUUCAUGGACCAUCUUGUGUCAUGGAACGCGGAGAACCCAAGAUUCCUGUUGCCUAACAUCUCUCUUCUCUCCCUAUCUCUUUUAGACGUGGAUUUUAGGCAUGAAUGAUUGCAAACAUGGCGUUGUAUAUGAUUGAAAUUGUAGUAAAAAAAUCCUUGCAAGAACCGAAAAUAGCAAUGAAGGUAUGACGUGAAUCAAGUUAAAUCAGAGACAAUGUAGGGAAAAGAACAAUUUGAGAAAACAAAUGUUAAUCAUCUUGAAGAUUAGUAUGGUUUGGGGCAAAAUACAUGUUUUGAUAUGUAUUAAAAAAAUGUUCAAUAUAAUUUGAUACAUACACUUCCUCAAGUCCUUAUCGGAUUACACAUCACCAAUUUCUCCAUAGGGUUUUAAGUGUCGCGUUUUAGAAUCGGAUAUCAACCUUGAUUUCAGUUUUCAAACCUUAAAUAUGAUAUGAUGUGUUUUCCUUUACAAAUGCAAAACUACCCUCAUGUCAUGAUAAUUUGUGAUCAUCUUAGAGCA
Molecule: messenger RNA, 1582 nt
Organism: Lactuca saligna
Lineage: Eukaryota; Viridiplantae; Streptophyta; Magnoliopsida; Asterales; Asteraceae
Source: the annotation of a GenBank genome assembly